CCCGGCCUUGCCUUGGCAGACUACCCCGGGCGGCGGGGCGCGGGGGGCGCGCUCAAGGGCCACGCCAACGGCAGCGUGGAUCCUCUUAUCGCCCAGACGAGGCUCGUGGCCUACGGCGUCAUCGCUCCCGUCGUCAUCACGGUCGGGAUGGUGGGCAACAUCCUGACGAUCCUGCUGCUGAGGAAGCCCCAGUUCAGAGGCGUGACCUACACGUACUUCCUGGCCCUGGCCGUCAGCGACCUGCUGUCCCUCUUCUUCUCCAUCUCCCUCAUGGUCCACCUCGUGCAGGUGGCGACGCGCGCGUACUCGACGGCCGUGUGGUACUCGUACUUCGAGAUCCUUUUCGUCAACGCCCCGAUGAGCGCGUCGGUGCUGAUCGUCGUGUGCGUGACCGUGGACCGGUUCUUCUCCGUGUGCCGCCCGCAGGACUUCAAAGGCAUCCACACGAUGCGCCAUGCCAGGAAGGGCAUCGCCGGUGCCGUCGUCGUGGCCUUCCUCAUGUGGCUGCCCACGUGCAUGAUCAAGCAGCCCCUUAAGCACGACGCCUGCAACACCACGUUCUUCGAGCCGCCCGACAACGGCACGUGGUGGGUGGCGUGCAUGAUGCCCACCCUCGAACAGCCCUGGUACGUGGGCUACCUCUGGACCAGGCAGACCGUGGUGGCCUUCGCGCCCAUCGUCGCCUUGGUGGUGAUGAACGUCCUCAUCGUGAAGGAGUACAUCCAGAUCAGGGACAGACGGCGCGAACUGGACGGCGACUCGUCCAGGGAUCCGGCGGCCGCCGAAGGAAGGCGGAAGGACGAUAAGAACCUGAUAAACCUUCUGCGAGCCGUCAUCAUCUCGUUCUUCGUGACGCUGGUGCCUGCGGGCGUCUUCAACUCCAUGUACAGCGAAACGCUUUCAACGGAGCUGGAAUACGAGAUCUUUCGGGCCUUCGCGAACGAUCUUGAGAUUCUGAACCACGCGCUCAACUUCUACCUGUACAUCGUCUGCAGCAAACCCAUUCGGGCGGCCAUCCGGGAACACUUCCAGGUCUACCGCCGCUCGUGGGAGGAGUCUCAUGUGUCGAAGGCGCUGGUGCUGCUCACAAGCGACAGGUCCGGAGUCUUUUCGCCCACGUCGGCCACCCACGCCGACGCGGCCGCCGCGGGACGAGGCGACGACGGCGGGAGGUUCAACCGGAGCAGAGAGACGGCCUUGUCCAAGGGGACUGGACCUAGCGACUUUGAGUCAACGUCAGAAGCUUCUCACUGCGACGACCCUCUCGCAAAGGAGAUAAUGUCCGCGAGCCUUGAAGACAACAUACAAACACGUCCUGAGCGUCCCCAGCCCAGCGAGACAAGACCAGUGACCAAGGACCGCUACGAUGCUCCGGUAGUUUAUCAAAGAAACGGCAGCGUCCCCAAAAGUCGAAAUCAGCUGCAGACAGUCGUGCACACAGUCGAGAUACACCACGCGCGGGAGAGCUCGUCGCCGCAGUGGCGGUCAGGAGUCGCCGUUGGCCAGGUCAACGCUGCUUUCGAGGACAGCGACGCAUCGUCGACAGGAAGCAGCAACAGCACCCUCAGUAAUGCGCCUGUGGUUGCAAGUGCUUGCGAAGCGCCGGUGGUGAACGGCCAGGUACUGCCUGCAAGGACUUUCCCGGAAGUGUUGAUAUAAAAGCUUCAUAAUUCGAAAUUAUUUUGUAAUCUGAAACGACCUCAUUUUUAGAAGUGUUCAGCUGGUUCUCAGCCUUACACUGUUGCUCUCGCUUUUAGAGCUCACCACUAAAUAUGUAAUCAGUGUUGUGCUGUGAUCUAAACUACAAGCCUGGCAAUGAUUUGAUAGAACAAAACCAAAGCAUUCUACAGUCCUAUUCAUCACAUAUGACGCCUUAUUUUUUUAACUCAAACGUGAUAUUAAAUGGAAAUACGAGACUAUCAACCAAACUCUCCAGAUGAGUGGCUGAAAUUAUGAGAUAAGUAAUCUUCCGAAACUUCUCUCUGAGAAAGGGAAAUAUCCAGUAAUGCACGGUAUAG
Penaeus monodon (black tiger shrimp) is the source of this 2018-nucleotide messenger RNA. Its product is annotated as probable G-protein coupled receptor B0563.6. The annotation marks the transcript as partial. Gene Ontology annotation, biological process: G protein-coupled receptor signaling pathway. The record is from RefSeq and is a predicted model, not a curated record. The transcript has 2 exons. Gene Ontology annotation, cellular component: membrane. Gene Ontology annotation, molecular function: G protein-coupled receptor activity. NCBI's taxonomy places the organism in Eukaryota, Metazoa, Arthropoda, Malacostraca, Decapoda, Penaeidae.